Molecule: messenger RNA, 5101 nt
Organism: Ceratosolen solmsi marchali
Lineage: Eukaryota; Metazoa; Arthropoda; Insecta; Hymenoptera; Agaonidae
Exons: 8
Coding region: 340-3639 (1099 amino acids)
Biological process (GO): regulation of transcription by RNA polymerase II
Cellular component (GO): nucleus
Molecular function (GO): DNA-binding transcription factor activity, RNA polymerase II-specific; RNA polymerase II cis-regulatory region sequence-specific DNA binding; zinc ion binding
Source: RefSeq, a predicted model, not a curated record
AUCUCCGUUGGCGCUACAUUCGCCAAGCUGGAAUCGGAAUCCUCCUCGGCAUGGCGUGCAGCGAGCCUAAUAGCGCGCGAUUUCAGCCGAAGCGCCAAGCCGUGGCGGCAGCAGCGACGUAAUCGUUCCUCUUUCGCCUGUACUUUGUGCGCGUUCAGUGUUUUAUAACCUAGAAAUUCUGGUGUGUUCAUUCGAAUUUAAUAAGUAGUUUGCCGAGGCGGCGGUGCAACGGGAGGUUGUCCCCAGCUAUUGAUGUCGCUUAUAUAUGCGGCCAGAUAGGACGCUGAUCAUUCAUCCGGUGGUGGUUGGGAGACUGGCUGCAGCAACGGGAUAAGAAUCAUGCCGAGGAAGCGCAAGCUGUCGGAUCUGAGCGAUCGCUGUCGCCUUUGCUUAGUGCGCGAUGCUUGCAUGAGUCAAUUGUUCACCGACUGGAUUCGCCCGAAGCUUGAGGACUUGGAGAAAUGUUCCGCGAUCAAGGUAUCGGAUAAACCAAACUAUCCUAAAAGCAUCUGUUAUGUGUGCCUUUAUAAGCUAGAAAUGUGGAGUCAAUUCAAAUCACAAUUUUUAAAAACCAAUAAAACCAUUGUUACGCACUUCAAAGUAAUCGAUCAAUCGAUAUCUGAAUCACAUAUAUCCAAGAUAAUAAAAUACGAAAACACUGCUGACGAUUUAUACUCAGAGGAUAAUAAGAAACGACUGAAACUUAAUAUUUCUGAACCUGAACCAGUACCCAUGUUAGAAAUAAGUCAAAAAGAAACUGAUAAAUUAAUUCCAACAGAUCCUGUAUCGAUAGCACUGGCAAAAUUUGUCGAGGACAUUAACAGUGACUCGCUAUUAAUUAGUAACGACAGUAACAUGUCCUUUGUAAGUAAAACGAUUGAUCAAAUAAGUACAACUGCCACAGUAAAGCGGAAAGUUGGGCGUCCCAAAAAAAUUGAACGAGAAGCUUCGACCAAACGAUGGGUUGAACGGAAGAAUGCACUCAUAGCCGCAACAGGAUCUGUUCCCUCUGAGAGUGACUCCGACACUGGCCCGCAUUUGUCACCUGUGCAAAAAGCACGGGCUAAAACGAAUGACAAGGAUCCUGAUAAGCAAAAAAAAAUUGAUAAGGCUUUGAAGAAUCUAGAAAUGAACGUGGCGGAUAAAUAUAAGAUUAAUCAGGAAGAUGCUAUUAAUGAUGAAAGAACGAUGAGAACAAGGAAAACAAAUGUCGAUGAUCAAAUAAUUGAAGUUAUAAAUAUAGAUGACACGCCAGUUUUCGAAGAGAAAAAAUUGGAAAAUGUGAAAAUUGAAAUUAAAGAAAAAGAGAUGGAGAAUGAGGUGAUUAUGGAGAAGAAUGAUAUAAGUGAUACGGAAAUAAAAUUUAUAGAUACUAAAAAAAUAGAAGAAACUGAAUUUGAAAAGGACGUACAAAAAGACUUGGAUAGUGUAAAUCUGUCGGACUGUUCGAUGAAUAUUGAUCUUUCACAGGAUAUUGAUAUCGACUUUAAGCCUCAGCUGGUGACAUCUGAAGUGGUAGUGGGAAAUGCUACUUAUGUUAUUACGACUGUUCUAGAUCUACCGAACGCUUCAAGUUCCAAGAGUGACAUAUCUUUGAAAACGAAUGGAAUUAGUAUCGACGCCACUAAUCAGGAUGGCAGAAAAAUUGACCUAAUGAAUGCUAUUAAGCUUCAAAGGGUUAACCCAAAUGACGAUAAUUCAUUUAUUAAACAAAAUAGCAACAUAAAACCCUCCGAUGUCCAAAAGUGCCUAAAAAUUGAGAUCGAAGGUUUGGAGAUAGAAGCGCUCCAGCGAGUCCAAUUGGAGCUCGCCCAUUUCGUAAACGAGGACGUGCGCAAGCGGCUCUUCGAGGAUAACCCCGAUCUUCACAAUCUUGAAAUAAAGCCAAUGAAGUUCAAGAACUCGUACGAGACGCUGGAGUACCAGCUGAAAUCGAUAAUCGAAAAGGUGCUGCGCAAUAACUACGAUUCGGAGGUCCUUACGCCGGCAAUGUGCUCGAAUCAUCAGAAGAUCUCGCACGAAUUCGCAAAGGCGGCCGAACGCUCACCGAUCUUCCAGCCGCGCGUUAUCCUCACCCGGAUGAAUCUCGGGCUCUUGUGCCGGAUGUACCACGUAAGUAACCUCCAUCUACUCGAGGCCGUAAAGAGGCAGCGGGGCCUCGUCGGCCCCCUCAGUCGGACCCUCGGCAAGCGACGUCACGUCUUGCCAAAAAAAUACGACGACUUCGCUCUGACGAUGAAUGUGAUUCCGUCGGACGAGGAAUCUACAGACAAGAAGACUAAGAGGAUAAACGCCAAACUUGGGCCGACUAAGGCGCAGACCAGUCCCAAGAUCACGCAGUUCGUUCUCGAGGCUCUCGGGGAGGACGGAUCGAUAGUGAUAGAUGAUGGAACGUGUACGUCACCGACGAUCGUCGAUAUUCCGCUCACCAUUGUCGCCGAGACGUUGCCCAACAACAAACCGAUAGCCGUGCCGCUGAUAACGACGAAACCGUUGUCCGUUGGCAAUACAACCUUAACGCCCCUGCCGUCGCUCGUCAAUCGAACUCCCAUUGUUAAUUGCAUGCCUCCGGUGAAGAAGAUGACCGCCACGAGCAAGGCGACGAAACCCUCCAUUGUAAGUAGCACGCCGAAGCCGCUCAAGCGCCAGCGGCACAUAUGCGGCAUCUGCGGCAAGGAGUUGUUCUCGAAGGAGGAGGCCGAGGCCCAUGUGAAGAAUCAUAAAGUGGACGCGGGCUCGGGUAGGCCGGGCUCCGAGCCCACGACCAAGUCCAAACCCAAGCUAAUGAGAUGCAAACGCUGCCAAGCGAUAGUCGAGGCCAGGCACGUUAAGAGCCACGUCUGCAAUUCGGUCAAGUAUAACUGCAAUCUGUGCGAGUGCACUUUCGGGGUCGAGCACCUGCUGGAGGCCCAUCUCGAGACCCACGCCCAGUACAAGAUCAGGCAGGAGGCUGCGAACAAAGCAUCCGCGAGCAAGAGCGGCAAGACGCUCAAAGAGGUGCAGCGUGUCGUCGUGGUGCAGGAAAACAACGAGGUACAUAAGAUAGCGGAACCAGUACCGGACGAGGAACUGGAGAUAGCGCUGUCGUGUAAGGAGCCUCAAGGCUAUUCGUGCUUCGUCUGCGACAAGAUCUUCGUUGACGAGGAGCAAAUGAAAGAUCACCUGCAGAUGCAUUGCGAGGAGGUGAGCGACGAAGGCAACGAAAAGGGCUUCCAGUGCGCUUUCUGCGGCGAGAAGUUCCAGACGGAGGAAUCACUGGAGAUGCACGUUGGCAGCCAUCUUCACGAGGAUAGCGACGACAAAAUCAACCUGCUGAUAAGCAUGGAAUCGAGACGGGACAAGCAGAAGAGGGCGGUGUUUCGAUGCGAGCGAUGCUCCGAGUCGUUCGCCUCAUCGCUCCUCCUCGCAACGCACUUACCACUCCACGAGGAAGAGGACGCGAUGCUUGCAGAGUACGAGAAGCAGGACGUCGAACAGGAGGCCCACGUUUGUACCAUCUGCGACGAGGUUUUCGACACGGCGGACGAGCUCUCGGAUCAUCUCGACGUGCACAACGGCAAUGUGCACGUAUGCAUAUUAUGCGAAAAGCCCUUCUCGAGUAUUAGGGAUCUACAGGAACACGUGUCGACGCACUUGUGAAAUGUAGCCACGAACUCGCAAGAAGACUUUCUCUGAUGAGUUUUAUCAAACUCUGCCAAGAAUAAUUAAUUAGGUGCUGUGCUUUUUUAUUCACUCGGAAUGUUUUACUCGUGACUCACUGGCCUACGACCUCGAAAACGUACGCGGUCAUUGUUUACGAGGCAUUGUCAAAGAUUCUUCACUCUCUCUCUCUCUCUCUCUCUCUCUCACUCCCUCUCUUUUCAAGUCGACUUAUUUUCUGUACUUUAUUCUUUCAAUUGAAUUGGAAAUGUUAUGUACUGGGUAAACGGUUUUGUUAGCGGCCCCUCGUCAUUAACAUGUUUCUUUCGACUUUAUUGUUUAUUUGCUAACUCUUGGUUUCCCUUCGAAGGUCAAUGGUCCUGCAAAUCAGCCAAAUAAAGAUAAAAAAAAAAGUAUAUAUUUAUUAAGAUUAUUUUGAAAUGUAAGCCUUAUGCGCAUAGUAGCACAUUGGCAUUUAUAUUCGAAUAAAUUUAAUAAACAUUAUCUAAAAAUGUUAUUUAACAUAUUGUUAAAUUAAGAUUAAAGGGCCAUGAGAGCACAAACGUAUUGCAUAUACGCUAAGAAUGUGUACAAUAGAUUCGAUAUUUAUCAUCAAUUUUGAGAUGAUGAGCGCAAUAUGUUUUCAUGUGAAAAACUAGUUACUAAUAUGUAAAAAAUUUUAUUGUUUGUAAUUUAUUAGCAAUAUAUUUUGAUGGUCUCUUGUUCCGCCUGUCGUCAUUAACAUCAUUAAUUUCUCGACGGUCAUAUCAUUUCUUGUGUAUAAUAAAUACUAUAAAUGUUUUAAGAAAAGGACACCUAUCGAUAAUUAGAAUUUACACUCAUUGAAUUUCCUGGAGAUGCAUUAUUUUCUGAAACUUCUUACCUAACGUACAAAUGAUAUAUUUUUUGUAUUUAUUUCUCUUUAAGAAAUUGAUUGAUUGUAAAUUCUUAUAUUUUAAAACGAACAUGUAGUUAAUACAACAAUCCUUUCAUUUAUUUGGGCAUUGAGAUUGGAUUUUGUCGUUUUAAUUACUACUGUUACGCAGUCGAAUGGCCCUUUAAUAAUGAGGUGCAAAGUUAUUAGAAAGAGGUUUAAAAAUGUUCAAUUUGUAAGAAAAUUCUGUUUAAAUGUCAUCUGUUACUUAUGAACUUAUUUUUAUCAUUUAUAAACAGCGUUAAUUAAAUCCUUUUCAUUCACAGAAAAUGCUGGGGAUAGAUUUCUUGAAGUCAUUAGACAAAAAAUAAUAGUUUUAUUAUUAAUGGUAUAUGAAAUGUAUAAUUUAAUAUAAUAACGCAAAUCAAUUAUUUACUUUUCAUUCGUUUACAUUAUGUAGUGGCCAUUUUCGAGAACAUUUUCAUACUCGAAAAUUUUCUCAUUGUAAAUACUAUGUCUUUAAAAGACAUAAGAAGUUUCUUUACUACAUUAUAAUGUAAAAAAAAUGUUAAAACCUACUUUUACUAU